This is a messenger RNA of Dioscorea cayenensis subsp. rotundata (Guinea yam), 567 nucleotides long. Its product is annotated as classical arabinogalactan protein 26-like. The record is from RefSeq and is a predicted model, not a curated record. Bases 16 to 516 code for a protein of 166 amino acids. NCBI's taxonomy places the organism in Eukaryota, Viridiplantae, Streptophyta, Magnoliopsida, Dioscoreales, Dioscoreaceae. The transcript has a single exon.
GUCACUUAGUCCAACAUGCCAACUGUAUCAACCAUUCCCUCCACAUCCUUAUUAAAACCUCACUCCAUCUCCCUCAUCACAUUCAUCUCUUCUCCAACUUCAAUGGCUACAAGUACUAACCUCAUCUCACUCCUCUCAUUCACACUAACAACCUCCCUUCUUCUCCUCUCCAACUCCUCCCCAUCCCACUCCUUCAAACUCACCUUCAAGAAGUCCUCCACCAUCUCCUCCUUCACCGCCGCCGGCUCUCCGGCCUUGUCGCCAGACUCCAUGCCAUUGCUCCCCACCCCCGGCGGCACAGUGGCUCCACCGGAGAGUUCAAUAAUACCAACCAUUCCUUCCAGUCCUAGUCCUCCUAACCCGGACUCCCUCGUUCCGUCCUCCCCCUUGUCCCCUUCCGAGCUCCCCGCCGCCGCCGCCGAGUCCUCAGCCUUGGUUCUGAACUUAGGCUUUAAUGGUGUUACUCAUCUCUUGUUCCUCACUGUCUUCAUUCCCUUCUUCUUCUUCUUCUUCUAAAUUGUCUUUUUAUUUAUUUAUUUAUUUCCUUUUUUUUUGUUUUCUUAUUGA